This is a messenger RNA of Talaromyces proteolyticus, 1387 nucleotides long. Its product is annotated as nuclear mRNA splicing factor-associated protein. Gene Ontology annotation, biological process: mRNA splicing, via spliceosome. The transcript has 6 exons. NCBI's taxonomy places the organism in Eukaryota, Fungi, Ascomycota, Eurotiomycetes, Eurotiales, Trichocomaceae. The coding region runs from base 91 to 1275 and encodes 394 amino acids. The record is from RefSeq and is a predicted model, not a curated record. Gene Ontology annotation, molecular function: RNA binding. Gene Ontology annotation, cellular component: U2 snRNP; U2-type spliceosomal complex.
CUUGACAGUUCCAUGCGUCGUCGACGAUUGUAUCUCCAUCCUCUACACUAACUACUACACUCGGCACUCGCACAGUCUACCCCCGCCAGCAUGUCGCUGCGCAACCCGGACAAUGCGCCGCCGUCAACAAGAGGAGAGGAAUCCGCCGGUGGCUUUCCUCAAGACCCCUCAGAGUUCGACAACGACCCGCGAAUAUCAUUCUCGAGGCUUGACAACAAAUUCAUCCUAGAAACUGAAGAUGGACAGGAGUUUGAGUAUGACACUGCGCUGAAACGAUGGGUGCAAGCCGUCGAUGAUGCGCUCCUUGAACAACAGCGAGAAGCCUACAGAGUCGAAGGGGUUGAUGAUGAUGAGACAGUUACGGGUUCACAGCUGAAAAAGAAACGUAAAACGCUGGGAGAUGAUAACGGACAGAAACAGAAGAAAGCUCGAGUAAACACAGCGGUAUAUGUUACGUCCAUACCUCUCAAUGCGACGUUAGAGGAGAUCAACGAUGUCUUCUGCAAAUGCGGCGUCAUCGCCGAGGAAAUCGAUAGUGGCCGACCGCGAAUCAAAAUGUAUCUGGAUGAUGGUGGAAAAUUCAAGGGCGAGGCCCUAGUUGUCUACUUCCGGCCAGAAUCAGUAAAUCUGGCAAUUCAGAUGCUUGACGACACCAACUUUAGAUUGGGAGAGGCCGGACCCCAAGGCACGAUGAAGGUGCAAGUCGCAGACUUUUCGUUUAAGAGCCAGCAAGACGUGCCAACUAGCAUCAGCAACCGGGACAAAAAAAAGAUCAUAAAGAGAACACAAAAACUCAACAACAAACUUGCGGAUUGGGACGAUGACGACCCAUCUACGCUGCCAGAUACCAGCUCUCGAUGGAGCAAGGUGGUGGUUUUAAAGCAUAUGUUUACACUGGCAGAAAUUGAGAAGGAUCCUGCUGCAAUUCUCGAUAUCAAGGAAGAUAUCCGUGACGAGUGUUCGAAACUGGGCGAGAUUACGAAUGUUGUUCUUUAUGAUCAAGAGCCCAAUGGAGUAGUCACCGUGCGCUUCAGUGAUCCUGACGCAGCCAGACAAUGCGUCAAAGUCAUGGGAGGGAGGUAUUUUGGAGGAACACAAGUCGAGGCGUAUAUUGCCGACGGAUCCGAGAAGUUUAAGAAAACCAACGAAAGGCGGGCUGCUCUUGAAGACAUGGCCGAAGGACGCGAUGAAGAAGACGAUCGGCUCGAAGGGUUUGGCUCUUGGCUCGAGAACCAACAGGAAAGCGAGCGCGUUGUGGAAAAUACUGCUAGGUAGAGAACACGAUGGUGUUGACUUAAUGAAUCACGACUUGGGCCAGUUGAUAGUUGGUAUUUUGAUAUGGGUUAAGACGACCUCAUACGUAUUAAUAUAUGUAUAGAGAGUUACC